Molecule: messenger RNA, 5168 nt
Organism: Nylanderia fulva
Lineage: Eukaryota; Metazoa; Arthropoda; Insecta; Hymenoptera; Formicidae
Product: corin serine peptidase
Biological process (GO): proteolysis
Cellular component (GO): membrane
Molecular function (GO): serine-type endopeptidase activity; protein binding
Source: RefSeq, a predicted model, not a curated record
GCACGUAGUACGCACGUUCGCUCCACGUGUGCUCCGUAUGUCAAAGUUAUCCCCCAUUUCUCUCUCCUUUUCACGUCCAGCGUGUGCGAUCGACGGAAAAACCCGGGGGACGACAGAGAUUUGACGUGUGUAACUUCAUAGGAGUGAACCAGCGACCAGCUGGGAAGCUAUUCGACUCGCGGAGAGAUAAGGGAGAUACAUUCGGGAUUACACACAUGUCAACUGUCAUUAUCGUAACGAAAUAUAUUAUUACGUCGAGUGGAAGACGGAGGGUGCGAUUCUUUGACGUAUAAAAAGUGAGGAGAUCGAGGGAGGAAGGUACAUUCGGAGGGAGGAUAGACGAGAGCACAACUGGACGAACUGUCACGAGGGAUAAAACAUUUUGGCGAACAUCGCGAGAGAAAAAAGCCAGAUGCAACGCGAGCUUCUAUUGGCGUGAUUUCGCCGUCGGAAAUUCGUUGACAAUUCUCUGUCGGAUGGUAAAAGGAUGCGUUUGAAGAUCUCGACCACAUGCCCGUGAUAGAAAUAUUCGAGAUGACGAAAUUACAUGAGGCGAGGCAGAGAACUUCUCACGUUUUCGAUGAAACGACAGACUUCCUAAGGUACGGAUUUCCCUGAAGGAAUCAAGAAGAUCGAGGACUCCGAUCGUCUUUGGCAUAAAAAAUCAAUAUGGCUACUACGGAAUCGUGCGAUGGUGAUACAAGUCCGACAUGUCGGCCAAGAGAGAGCAGAAUUCAUAGCGUCGGUCUACCAGUUAGAACUUCACAGCUUCCGGAACCGCCGUCUACCGGAAAUGAUAUGCCGCCACCAAUACCACGUCGACAUUCUGCUACUCCGGCGGUAGCACCACCUCCGAUUCCGCUGAGACCGCCGGCGAUCCCGAAGAGAAGCAAGAAUGAGAAACCUAUACCCCUACAACCCACAACCAGGCAAGAUAGUCAAGUGACUCGUCAUAAGACGAGCGAUUCUUCGUCCGCAUCGAAAAUGCUGACUGCGUGGAACAACGUGGAUUCUUCCAACGAAAAACUUAUAGACUUGGGUCCUUUCAGAGAUCAACAUCAGAAAUCACAGAAUUACUUGUUAAGUUACGGCGAGAAGAACGAGGAGGAAAUGAACGAGUGCAACGAUUUUGUGGUCGACUUCGAGCGAGCGAAUUUUCAGGAAGGUCGUAAACUCGCGCAAAACUCGAGCUUCGAGGAGCUGCAGAAGGCCUCGUUGGAUCUCGAGAAGAGGCUGCACGAGAGAAUUGUUAAGAGAGUCGAAGCAAGAUUCGAGGACUCGAACGGCCGAAUGGAUCCACAACGACAAGGGUCAGCUAUUAUUUCGCGGCCUAAUAGGCAGCAAUUGUCAAAAUUCACGAGAGAGAAUGAAUCCAGCAGCUGUGAGCCGGAGUCAUGCGAGGGCAAGUCUAGAGAAGAAACGUCAUUACCGCGAAGGGAGAUCUUUCCGAAAGACGAGUCGAAGUACGCGAUGAUUUUGGCAGCCGGUCGCGAGCGGAGAUCAAAGUUCGAGGAGCUGCAGGCGGCCUCGAAGAAUCUAGAGAGACGUUUGCACGAGGACGACGAUUAUCGUCGACGUCAGGAGAUGGAGAGAUGGCUGAACAAGGACAAGCCACCCAGGUGCUACAAGUACGAGGACCUGGAAGGUAUCCAACAGGAACUUGACAGACGUUUCCACGGCGAGCAGAGGUCAUUGGAGCAGCAACAGCAGCAUCCAAUAACACGAAGCAAAUACGAGAGCGAUAUGGAAAGGGCCAGGAGUAUUCUACAACAUAAUCUUAGGAAGGAGCGAGGCGGCGAGAAACUCGAGAAAUUGCCGAAGGCAACGCAGACGAAUCUACCGCCACCUCUGAGCGCCAUUUGUCAGAACCCAGUACCGAAACCUAUCAGUGUCCGACAGGACAGUAACGUUUCCUCGGAUAGUUUUAGUCAGACCAGCUCGCCCAGCUACACCAGCAAGACAAUGGAAGCACCACUUCUGCCUCAGAGACACGGCAAAGUCCCAGACAGAGCUUUGGUGUCGGAGCCUGAUAACUCAUCCGGCAGACCGAUAACGAAGUCGACGAGCACGCCGGCCAGUUUGCAGACCAUCGUCAGAAUGCACGCCGGAAACAACGGCUCCUUGCAUCACAAAAUAAUCAAGGACAUGACUAGCAGCCACUACGUGACUACGGGAAGACUGCGUUUCAGAUUUAUACAGGUUCUGCUUAAUGCCAUUGCCCUCCUGGUUAUUGCCGGCGGUUUAGCCGCAUACUUUAAAACAUAUUUUAAAGGUGACUUAAAAAACGAAACUACAGCUGUCAUCCCGAUACCUGAACCCCCGGUUAUAUUAAUAGAGGGCAAGAAUCCAGCCCCAGGAAUAUGUCUACCCAUCAUCGUGACCUUUUGUAAGCAGCAUAAGAUUCCAUACAACUAUACCAUAUUCCCAAAUUACAUGGGCAAUUUCGGACAGCGAGAGGCCCAGCACGAAUUGGAGCUUUACGACGCCGUUGUCGAUGUGAAAUGUUACGAACUGGCGGCCUUAUUUCUAUGUAGCAUCUUUGUGCCGAAAUGCGGUUCUCGCGGUGGUGUCCCUGUACGUCCUUGUCGCAGUCUCUGCGUUCAAACCAAGAAACGCUGCGGCUUCUUUUUCAAGGUUUUCGGUUUAUAUCUUCCGGAAUAUUUUGAUUGCGACCUCCUCCCGGACAAUCCGAAUCCCGAUGAAUGCAUUGGACACGAAGAGGUGAUGGAGGCAGAGAAUAGAUUCAAGAAUCCAGUAUGCACCAGCGGGUUUCAAUGCGAUCGCUCACGGUGUAUCCCGUCGGAUUGGCAAUGCGACGGUCACGUGGACUGCGAGGAUCACAGCGAUGAGGCCGGAUGUGAGAAGUGCAACUCCUCGGCGCCCGCCAGCAAGAUGUACGGCAAACUGCGUCUAGGACCCUCGCUCGAGAGUAACUCUACCCCGGAUUCGAUACACUGUGGCCAAAAAACGUGCAUGCUGUCCAAUCAUACCUGUGACGGAGUUAUAAAUUGUCCUUGGGGACAAGACGAGCGAUAUUGUCUAAAAUUGAGUGAGAGAAACGGGGAUGUUGGCGAGGGCGUCUUGCAGGUGUAUAAACCCGAUUUGGGAAGAUUUAUGUCGGCAUGUGUCGCGGAUUGGGAAUUAACACCGGCGGGAGAGAUUUGUGCCAUGCUGGGAUAUACGGUUUUGAGCAACUCCAGUUUGAUAGGUAGCUCGAGACCGAACGGGAUGAAAAACGAGAUUGGGGAAUAUCGCAGGCUAAAGGAUCUCAGUUUGCUGAAACGAUUGCAAGACUGCAUCAAUAAGACGACGCCUUAUCCUACAGUCAGACUCACUUGCACGGAAUACGCCUGCGGCCGCAGAAAUUCUAUUUACAAAAACUUGAGAGUGAAACGAAUUGUGGGUGGUGUGGAGUCAGCGCCUGGCGAUUGGCCGUUUCUCGCAGCAGUUCUCGGUGGACCAGAAGAGAUCUUUUACUGUGCCGGAGUUCUCAUUGCCGAUCAAUGGGUCCUGACCGCGUCUCAUUGCGUCGGCAAUUUUAGUCAGUCAGAGGUAUCCGGCUGGACGAUACAGCUCGGGCUUGCUAGAAGACUCUCUCACUCUUACGUAGGCCAGAAAUUUAAAGUGAAACGCGUGAUCGCUCAUCCAAAUUAUAAUCUGAAUAUCGCUCACGACAACGAUAUUGCGCUGUUUCAACUAGAGAAACGGGUUGAUUAUCACGACCAUGUGAGGCCUGUGUGCUUACCAGCUGCUACCACCAAUCUUACACCUGGUACAGUUUGUACAGUCAUCGGUUGGGGCAAGAAAAAUGACACCGAUUGGUCUGAAUAUGAGCCGGCCGUAAACGAGGUCGAAGUUCCUGUCAUAAAUCGAAGUCUUUGCAACAUGUGGUUAGCGCAUAAAGAAUUGAACGUCACCGACGGAAUGAUUUGCGCUGGUUAUAUAGAUGGAGGAAAGGACGCAUGUCAGGGCGAUUGGGGGCCUCUGUUGUGUCGGGACAACAACGAUAGAGAGAGAUGGUUCGUCGGCGGUAUUGUCAGCUGGGGCAUAAAAUGCGCCCACCCAAAACUGCCCGGCGUCUACGCUUACGUGCCCAAAUACGUAUCGUGGAUCCAACAAGAAAUGUCUAAGUAUUCCGAGAUUGAUAACUGCAACGAAAAGAUGCAGUUCGAGACAUUCAACAAAACAAAUAUAUAAUUGGACAAUAUCAAAAUAACCGAAGUAACUAAAAUGGAGAUGAAAAAGAGUAAAUAUAUAUGAUCUAUAUCGUCUUAAACAUCAUUCACAGAAGAUAGUAUUUUCUACAUAUCUCAGAAGAGAAGAGAGAGCUGUAUUAAGCAAAGAUCAUCAAUCUCGUCAAUUGAAUAAUCACGGAUGACAGAAUAAGAAUCGCGAUUGCCAAACUUUGGACGAUCGAAUGUCGACGGAGUGCGAUCAAUCUUUCCUCGAGUGAUAACAAUAAGAUUGAUUCAAUUAAUCGUGGCGGAAAAAAUUCCUUCUCAUAUCACGCUAUGCAUUACAAAUCGCAUGCCCGAAUAUUGGAUAUUUGCUCUAUCGUAAUACUCUCAUUGUCAGUCAUAGCUCGGCUACGAACACAAAGUUUCAUCCCUUCGCGACUUUUCGUAAGAAGAAUUAUUUGAUAAGCCAUUCGGAACUAAAGGAGAACCAGAUAAUCGGAAACAUAUAGGAUACACUAUUCUUUACUUAAAUGGAGCUGCAUACGGACGCCGUGGAUGUUUGCGUACAUAAGUUCAAAUAAAAUAAGCCAUUUUCUAGGAAAUUACUAGACACAAAAGAGAGGAUCAACCAUGCCGAUGCGUGUACUUUUGGUAUUGAAAUAAGAAAACCAAAAAAACUCGAGGCUUUGUGCACAAAAUGAAAAUCACCGCAUAUGAUGCGACAAAAAAUAUUUUGUAUCGCUGCCGAUUUUAGGACAGCUGUAUAUGAGCCACCAAGUGGUCGAAAUUCUUGAUUUAAAGGGUGUGCGUUUAACGAUAUUCAUUGAUAAUUAACGUUUAAUGGUAUUGAUAUGAGUCGUUUUUUGAGAGCGGAAUGAGCGAUGUAAGUAAUAAUAGAUUAUACAUAUUUUAGAAUCCAUAUGUGAGAUGCUUAUUUUAUAACACAAAAUUUUUUAAUCUUUCGUUUAUGAUCACGUGAAUAAAAAUAUA